Messenger RNA from Haliotis rufescens (red abalone), 1761 nucleotides. RefSeq lists its product as uncharacterized. The coding region runs from base 111 to 1463 and encodes 450 amino acids. NCBI's taxonomy places the organism in Eukaryota, Metazoa, Mollusca, Gastropoda, Lepetellida, Haliotidae. The record is from RefSeq and is a predicted model, not a curated record. The transcript is spliced from 2 exons.
CUUCUGCGCGAAGCAACACUGGAGCUUGUUGAAGCUGACGCACGAGAUUUGUGACGUCAUAAGGACUUUCUCUUGUGACGUCAUAGUACCCUGGGUUGGCCUCAAGAGCAAUGCCUCUUGCAAUGAUCUGGUCAAAGCAAAUGCAAGAUCCGGAUCCUUUGGAGGAUUCGGACACCGACAGCGUAGAAGAGGUUCAGAUAACCCGCUACCUCAACCAAGGCCUUCUGCAGGGCCUCCAGCAGGCUAAGGCAUGCAGUGAUGUCAAGCUGGGCAUCAAACGUCAGACCGGGCACUACCAUCUGAAGGAUCGCACGCAUGCUGUGAUCACACCAAAGAUUGUUGCUUACGGAGGCAAGCAUUGGGAUAUCACUGUCUCAAACAAACUUCAUAGGGCCACGCCCCGCUUAACUGCUUAUGCCAUUGAGCGGGAGAUCGCUCAAGAACAACUUAAGCAAGUCAAAUCAGAAGAGGCUCGACAAAAAGCAGCGUCCGGUGUCCUGCAAGGACUAAACGCCGAAUUCCAGGAUAGGAUUAAUCGGAGCCUGGCAUUAGAACAGGAGAUACUGGAAAAGAUGAAGAACGAUCUUGCCGUUGUAAAGGACGAUGCCCUCUGUGAGCUGACGAGGAAACAUAACAUUAAGCAUUUCGAUGAGGAAAUAGAAAUAGAGCGGGAGAGACAGGUCGCCAUGGUUGAGAUUUUUAAUGGCUGCAUGAAGUCCCCUCAUAUGUCUCGCAGCGUAGAGAACAUGUUGGGUGGAAUUGCUGAUUCCAAUCACCGUAGGAGCAUCGUCCAUCAAGAUCUUAUGGAGGCCUUUGCUCGUUAUACCGAGGAGGAGCUCGAGGCAGAUAGCGAAUAUAAAGGCGCCAUGAUGGAGAUGAUGGAUGAAUCCUUGAUUACUCUACAGCAGAUGUUUAAUAAGAAUAACACCAAGAGACUGGAAGAGGAUGAACGAAGGCGGAGAUUAGCGGACUUGAAGAAACAAAGCAAAGAUCCCAACUUCCGUUCGCAGAAGAGCCAUUUUGAUAGCGUCAUGGGCGAUCUCAACCAUGCAUUCGAUAUGCUGAAACAACAGGAGAUGGCAGAGAGCUCGCACCUCCAGAGCCUCAUGUCGGACAGGAAGGAGUCUGUUCUUCAGGAACUGAGACGCCGCUGUGCGGCUCGUUGGGCGGAGAAGAUGUCGGCCAAGGAGAAGGCGCGGCGGAUCCAAGAGGAGGACAGCCUCUUACGCCAGAAAGACCCACAACGGGACUACAUGCUGAAAGUCGUGGCAAGGGUUCAGAGGCAGAUGAUCCUCCAGAAGUUUGCUGGCCGCUGGAUCAACCUGUCUGUUGCGCGCAAGGAUGAGGAAGAGAUGGUGGACCUGGAGGGGCUCGAGAACAACCAUAAUCAGAAGUUGAAAGUUACCAGAAUGAAAGCGCGUCGUCCAUCUUGUGUUGUGAGCGGCAAUGGUGAUUUCUCUUAAAGCAUCCCAUGUUAAUUCUCAGCGAAGCCCUUGUUGUAAAAUCAGAAGCUUGUUCUUUAUUGGACUUUCAUGCUAGACACUUUUGUUAACGCCAUUCAUUUGUCCUGAUUGUUAAACAUUGUGACCAUAGCUCUUAUCUAACUACACAAACCUAUUAUUGUUUAAGCAUAUUACCUUCUGAAUUCAAGAACAUUUAAUUUGGGAUUUUAUUUAGUCCUUAAUCACACACAACUCUUGCUUUUGUCUUCAACGCUCGUGAUGCAUUACUUCUGUGUUAAAUAAAUGUUUAUUAUGUUCA